AUGGCUCAGACUAUAGAGGACACUUUGGAAAUGAGCGGACAACCACCAAGGUUCUCCAAAGUGGCUUCUACUGGUUCACCCUCUUCAAGGAUUCUAGAGAAUUUAUCGGUAACUGUGACAGUUACCAGAGAGAUGCUCAAUGCAGAGAAGAGCCCUUUUCAGCGGACUUAUGCGACUCAGGCUGCAACUAAAGUUCUUGCUCGACAGUUGGUAAGGCUUACGCAGCAGAUUGCUAACCUUCAAGGUAGUCGAGCUCAGAUGAGAGGCAUAGCAACUCACACACAGUUUGUGGAACUGGUUAAGUCUAUGGAUUCUGUUUGCUGCUUGCUUGAACCUGGGAAACAGCUAUUUAUUGCUGCUGUUUAA
Molecule: messenger RNA, 366 nt
Organism: Arachis duranensis
Lineage: Eukaryota; Viridiplantae; Streptophyta; Magnoliopsida; Fabales; Fabaceae
Product: vacuolar protein sorting-associated protein 2 homolog 2-like
Exons: 4
Coding region: 1-366 (121 amino acids)
Source: RefSeq, a predicted model, not a curated record